AUGUGCCGCAAUUACGGAAUCAGCGAGGAGAAGUACAGGGCGUUUUGGCCCGAAGACGGCUGGGCCUACAAGACGCCGCCGGAGGGCUCCAGGCGGGGGGCUCCAUCUGCGUCUACUAUCAGGCUGUUCGGCUCAAGGAAAACGAUCGUAUAUGAUCGUACGUCAGCAGUUCUUCCUUACGGCAACAAGAACCAGCUAACCGUACAGUCUGUAUAUCAUGCUACAGUCGCGCUCGGCAGAACCAGCGAAGACAGACACAAGGCUCCGGUGCUCGACGAGGCUGCAAAGGAGGCCAUCAAGAAGCUGGACACCCACAACACCCACAGAGGCAAGAGUUUGCAGUUCGUGCUCUCCAACUGCGACAAAUUACCAGUUCUCCCUGCGCUGGAGCUGGCACCGGUUCGUGCCGACAGCCACGACCGCGAGCGUGAGCACUCUGCAUCGCAGACGUUCAUGGAUACCAUGGCGGGGGCAUUCGAGGUGAUGCGGAGGACCGAGGAGGAUCUCCAGAGAGUCAAGGACGAACUACGGGAGGAGUAA
This is a messenger RNA of Miscanthus lutarioriparius, 540 nucleotides long. Lineage: Eukaryota; Viridiplantae; Streptophyta; Magnoliopsida; Poales; Poaceae. The record is from the annotation of a GenBank genome assembly.